This is a messenger RNA of Dinoponera quadriceps, 951 nucleotides long. Its product is annotated as alpha-tocopherol transfer protein-like. Gene Ontology annotation, molecular function: phosphatidylinositol bisphosphate binding. The transcript is spliced from 2 exons. Gene Ontology annotation, cellular component: membrane. The record is from RefSeq and is a predicted model, not a curated record. The annotation marks the transcript as partial. NCBI's taxonomy places the organism in Eukaryota, Metazoa, Arthropoda, Insecta, Hymenoptera, Formicidae.
GCGAACAUAACAUCAUUGAAGUUGAAGCGCGAUAUUUAAGAGAGCAUCAAGUACUUCUUGUUCCUUUCUCACAAAGGAAAUUGCCACUGAUCAAAUAGACUAUAUAGACUUAUCUGCACUACUAUUAUAUAAGUGGAAAAAUAGUUAUUAACGGCUUAGUUUUCAGCAAGAUAAAUAAUUUGAAAUUUCAUCUUGAUAAAUAACUAGGAAAAAUUGAUGAACAAAUGCCCAUCUGAGACAUUCAUUAUAAUUGAUCAGUAAGUGAAGGGAGAGUGAAACUUUAUAAAAAAUACGAUCUAAGUGAUGUCUUCGACAAAAUGCAUUACCCUUGAAGAAGAGCUGAAGAAAAAUGCAGAACUGAAGUUGUCAGACAUACAGAUACUGAGAGAAUGGUGCGAAAAACAACCACAUCUGCCGAAAAUUCAAGACAUGGAGCUCGCCAUAUUUCUACACUGCAGUUACUAUCAUAUCGAGACAACGAAGAACAAAAUCGAGAAUUAUUACACUUACAGGACUCAUAUGCCGGAAAUAUUUUCCAAUCGGGACGUGUUGAAAGUGAAACGACUGCGAGACGCUUUCAAAGUCGGGGCUCAGCUUCAAUUAGAGGGUAAGACAAAGGAAGGAUAUAAUAUAAUGUUGGUACGGUUAGUCGAUCCAGAUCCUUCGAAUUUCUUCUGCAAUGAAUUUAUAAGUGCUGCUGUUAUGUCGUGCGACGAAUUUUCUCGUUCUCACGGAUCGCCUCUGGAGUAUAUAUACAUAUUCGAUGCCACAGGAACGACACUCGGACACGUGGCACGUUUAAACAUAUCAAUUAUAAAGAAAGUACUGGACUCUAUUCUAGACAUCAUAAUAGUACGCAUGAAAGGAAUACACUUAAUAAUUACGUCGUCAAUAGCCGAAAUGGGAUACAAUAUGAUAAAACCUUUCAUAAAUGCGGAAUUAAUAAAUUUG